AAAUGUUGAAAGAGGGAAUUAUGCCUGAUAUUGUCCUAUAUACCAUUAUGAUACAUGGGUUGUCAAAAGAAGGUAGGGUUGGUGAAGCCGUUAAGUUAUUAGAUGAGAUUGUUCAGAGUGGACUUACUCCUGAUGCUUACUGUUACAAUGCAGUAAUCAAAGCAUUCUGUGAUAUUGGUCUUCUUGAUCGAGCUCUGUCUCUUCAACUUGAGAUCUCUGAGCAUGGUGAAUUUCCUAAUGCUUGCACUUACUCCAUUCUCAUCUGUGGCAUGUGUAGGAAUGGGCUGGUUGAGGAGGCGCAGCAAAUAUUUAAUCAGAUGGAGAAGCUAGGAUGUUUACCUUCCAUUGUUACCUUCAAUGCUCUUAUAAGUGGACUUUGCAAGGCUGGCCAGCUUGAGGAGGCACGCCUUAUGUUUUGCAAGAUGGAGAUUGGGAAAAGUCCUCUUUUGUUUCUUCGGCUUUCUCAAGGUAGCAAUAGGGCAGUAGGCAGCAUUGGACUCCGGAAAACUGUGGAGCAAAUGUGUGAAUCAGGACAAAUUUUGAAUGCCUACCAAUUGCUAAUUGAUAGUGGGGUUGUUCCAGACAUAACAACUUACAACAUUCUGAUUAAUGCUUAUUGCAAGGCUGGUAAUGUAGAUCGUGCACUUAAACUCUUUGAGCACCUAAAGCUCAAGGGGCUCUCCCCAGAUUCUGUUACUUAUGGGACGCUCAUUGAUGGGCUUUAUAGGGCUGAUAAAGAAGUGGAUGCCUUAAAGCUUUAUGAACAAAUGUUGGAAAAAGGAGGUGAACCUAGUUGUUCGGUUUAUAAAGCACUUAUGACUUGGUUAUGCAGGAAGCAAAGGGUUUCACUGGCUUUCAGUGUUUGGCUGCAGUAUUUAAAUAACCUUCCUGGUGGUCGGGUAGAUGAU
This is a messenger RNA of Neltuma alba, 908 nucleotides long. RefSeq names its product pentatricopeptide repeat-containing protein At1g79540-like. The record is from RefSeq and is a predicted model, not a curated record. Gene Ontology annotation, molecular function: protein binding. The annotation marks the transcript as partial. Lineage: Eukaryota; Viridiplantae; Streptophyta; Magnoliopsida; Fabales; Fabaceae. The transcript has a single exon.